UUCUCCUCCAAGCAAACGGAACUGAAAAAAAAAAGCCCAACCCCAACGCCACCACCCGCCCCAACGCCACCACCCGACCUCUCCAUCCGCGCUCGCCUCCCCCUCCGCUAGGGUGUCUUCGCCGCCAUGUUCGAGAGGGUGGUGAGCCAGGUGCUCGCCGGCCUCCUCGGCCGCUACGUCAAGGGCAUCCAGAAGGAGCAGCUUAAGAUCGGCAUCUGGAACGAGGAAAUACUACUAGAAAAUGUAGAGCUGAUUUUGGAAGCCUUCGACUACCUGCAGUUGCCAUUCACGCUGAAGAAUGGACGAAUUGGGAAGCUAAGCAUCAGGAUUCCAUGGAAGAAGCUUGGAUGGGACCCUAUAAUUAUUGUCAUAGAAGAUGUCUUUGUUUGUACAUGUCCGUGUGGAGCUCAGAUUCUCUGGAGAAGAGAGAACUAGCUGGAAAGUUGGCUAAACUUAAUGCCAUAGAGCUUGCUAAAAUUUCCAGAAGAGUAACAGGUCAGUCUUGAUCCCAUGUUCCUUAUAGACUGUUUGGAUUUAGGGAUAGGUGGUUGGGAUUUGGAUUGGGAUAUGGGGGUGGGGUAGCCCUAACCCUCAAUCGAAGAAGAUGGAGGGUUAGGAUUAGCCUACCGCCCUACCCUCAUAUCCCGAUCCCUAUGUCACCUCCCUAUAUCCAAAACCAAACACCCUUUUAUUGGUUCAGUAAAUUUCAAAGGUUAUUUUAUCAUUAUAAUUUACUAAACUGUUAGCUUAACAACUUCAGUUGUGUAUUCUAGUGGUAACUUUAGGUUUCUUGUCCUCACCAUUUCUGUUUAUUUUUCUACCGCAUUCAUUUUCUAUUCUCUUGAAUAUAGAGCUUUACUGAACUGGUAACAUAGACAAAAAUUCAAAUUUUUCUCAUAUCAUAUAUACUAAAAGCCUGUUUGUUUCAGUUUGCUUUUAACUGUUGGCUUUUACAACAUUUUUUUGGCUUCUCAGCACACUACUUCUCAGAAAAGCUACUCUCAGCUAGUUUCUCGGCUUCUAGUUUGUUUCCUUAGAAAUAGGCUUCUGGUUUCUUCAGAAGCCAAUUUUUAGCAAACCCGUUUGUUUGGUUUCGCUAGAUGACUGCUUCUAAGGAAAUAAACUAGAAGCUAGCUGAAGUAGUUUUUUCUGAAAAGUAGUGUACUGAGAAGCCAAACAAAUGUUGUAAAAGCCACAACUAAAAUUCAAAAGCAUCUUUUCAACAAAGCCAAAAACAUAGCUUUUCAGAAAAGCUAAAAACAGAAGCUUAAACAAACAGGCCCUAAGUAUAUAGGUAAGACAUGCUUAUCUAAGAACCUUUAUAAAAAGAUUUGAAGAUUUCCCAUAAUAAAAUGUCACUAACGUGUUUCUUUUACGUAAAAUUUAUCACAGCAUUAAUGUAAUAGUUGCAAGUCUCAUGUGUGUUCAGAAGAAUUACACAAUUUACAGUAAUUUUGACCUUCCCUAUUCUUUUGACCUCUAGAUAAUCAAACGGGGCAAUCAUUUUUGUCCUACAUAUCAGCAAAGGUACCAAACAUGCAUUAUUUUCUUUAAACAACAGUAACUUUGAAGUUUGCUCUGAAACAUUGAAUAUUUUGUCGCACUUGUUUGACUCCUGUUGGUAGAUACUGGACAAUAUCCAAGUUUCUAUGCGAAAUGUUCACAUUCUAUACAUGGAUUCCCACAACGAUCUGUUUCUGUAUUCCUGUUACUCAGUGUUGUGUAUGGUUUUGUUUCAGCCAACAUUCAAGUUUGGUUUUAUUGUUUCCUCGAAUUAGGUCUAAACCUUUUUCUAAAAUUUAUCUGGUGAAGAUGGUCAGAAAUUUCCAAACUCAUUUUUGGAUGCUAUUACGUUGACCGCUGAGUUUAAUUUGUAUUAUCUUAACCUAUCAGGGAGUCCUUUCGAUUCUUUUACAUGUGUCCCUCUCAAGCCUCCAUAAAUCCAGUCCAUCCAAAACCAAUCUCUCUCUCUCUCUCUCUCUCUCUCUGAAAUUGUGAGUUGCUUGAAAGAAAAAUCCAGAUAACGUCUAAUGGGCCACAUUUCCUUCUGCCGGCAACCUACUUUUUUGUGCACUUCACACUUAUGUUCUACAUCUUACCUUCCGACCUUCACUGUAAUCUUUAUUUUUUCCCUUGAUGAUCUGUCAGUUAUUCUCACAUAUUUUCUUGGCGAAAUGUCAAUAGGGGAGCUUCGUGUUUGGUUUGGAAUUCUCAAGUCUCUCAAUACAGACAGAUACCCAGAAGCAAAGUUUUGCCAUAAUGCCAAUAAUUUCAUUUCAUUUCUUUUGUUCUUAAAAAACUGCAGCAAAGCAAUAUAUUGAGAACAAAAGCUUCCCCUAUGCUAGUUAAGCCUUUUCUUCUCUGUAUACAACUUGUUCUUCAUUAUUUUGUUACUGAAGAUUAGGAUUAGAAGGGCAUGUUUUGAUUAGAAAGCAUAAUUUUGGAACAUAUGAAAUUGAGAUGCAAUUGCUAAGAAGUAAUGGAAAAUUGGAAAUGCUUGCAAUUAGGUGGAAAUUCCUUGAAGUGUUGCAUUGGGAAUUGCCAUCUUAACAGGGAAGCAUACUGUAGGAACUACCGUUCCACAUGACUGCUUCGACACCUGAAGGAGCCCAAAACUGCACGAGAAUACUUCACUUUUGACUGUAAAGUUCUGUCUUAAGAGUUACCUGUGGUGCUCUAAAAUUGAUUAAUGGAUCACUUUAGAUACUUGAUUUAUUUGUGGAUACAGCUGCAUGAGUAGAUAAGCACUUAGGUUUCUUUUGUGCAAUAUACAGUGAAAACUGUUAGGACUUUUCUGCAGUCAUUAAAAUUUGCUCUUGAAUAUUUUCAAGAACAUUAUAAUGGCUAUGGAAUAUGGACAAAUGUGUGGAAAUGCUGUUGCCAUAUAGUUUGUAGGCUCGCAGAUAUUUUAGUAUUUCAUGCAGUUGAUUCAAACAUAUAUUUAUAUUUUGUAUGCAAUAUGUUAAUGUUCAAAGGUAAUAAUAUACAAUGCAACGUCAAUGCCCUUCGAGUUGUGUUUUGAUAUACCAUUUGGUGUUUCUUCAAAGGUAUGUAAAUUUCCAACAGUUUUUAUCUUGGAAAUAUUUCUAAUUCUUCGGAUGAACUUACUACUAGAAUAAGUCAAUAGUUGCCUUUCUAUGCCUUUAAAAUUUUCACCUGUGUUCAGGGUAAAAAAUGGGUUUCACCAAAAGAACUCCAACUGGAAACUAUUCUGUGGAUGAAGUUAUGACUAGAAUAAUUAAAUAAUUGCCAAUCUAUGCAAACUUCAAGUUUCAGGUGUUUAUGUAUUCAAUACUUAGUUAAGGAUUGUAGUAUUUCUUAACUAAAUUGAUUCUUCUAAAAUCAAUUAUAAUGCUGGUAUAUUCUAUUUGUUCAUGUGGUGCUAGAAAAUUCUAUCUCUUCUACCUACUUGGUAGUAGUGCACAAAGAACUAGAUAACCUUCAUGUUUAAUUGAGGCUUUAGUGGACGAUGCCAUUGCAAAUGAUUAUUUCUAUUAGGCAAGGCAAUUAUCUUUUCUGAGUGUAUGCAUAUCCUUCUUGAAUUGCAAAGUUCCCUACAUGGCUAAUAGCAUGAUUCUUCAAGAAACCAUUCUAAUUCUCCAUAACUACAUGUUAUAGAUUAACUCAUAAUAAUUGGCAUGAUGGAGAGGAAGAAGAAAAGAGAGAGAGGAAGAACAAGAGGACGAGGAAGAAGAAGAGGGGGAGAGAGGUGGAUGAGCCCCCUAUUCGGCUCCUCUGCAUCCGCCACUGGAUACUUCUAUUGUAAAGUCAUAAUGCUGGUGUGAAAGAUGUAUACAAUAUUGUCAUUAGCUGCUGCUAUGUUCUAGUUAAAUAUCAUUUCUUCUAGAAACAAUUGGUGCAAGGCAUAAUUCUUUAUGCUAUUGACUUCAUUUCAUACAAAAAUAGUAAAGAUUUGUUUAACCUA
Messenger RNA from Phragmites australis (common reed), 3925 nucleotides. RefSeq lists its product as uncharacterized. Gene Ontology annotation, biological process: protein retention in Golgi apparatus; protein targeting to vacuole. The transcript is spliced from 4 exons. NCBI's taxonomy places the organism in Eukaryota, Viridiplantae, Streptophyta, Magnoliopsida, Poales, Poaceae. Gene Ontology annotation, cellular component: extrinsic component of membrane. The record is from RefSeq and is a predicted model, not a curated record. The coding region runs from base 127 to 435 and encodes 102 amino acids.